Messenger RNA from Struthio camelus australis, 984 nucleotides. Its product is annotated as keratin-associated protein 4-4-like. The record is from RefSeq and is a predicted model, not a curated record. Lineage: Eukaryota; Metazoa; Chordata; Aves; Struthioniformes; Struthionidae.
AUGGAUCCCUGUUGCUACAGUGGAGUUACUCAGGCUGCCACCAAGUAUGUGGACCUGUGUGGUAAUGUUGGCCUGACACAGUCUGCCAGGUGUGUGGACCCGUGCAGCUGUGUGGGCCCUCGGUACACCACCUGUGUGGAUCCGUGCUGUGGCGGAGUAACGAAGUGCACCACCAAAUACAUAGAUCCGUGCUAUGGAGAAGUGACCAAAUGCACCACCAAGUGCGUGAAUCCGUGCUGUGGAGAGGUGACCAAAUGCACCACCAAAUGUGUGGAUCCAUGCUGUGGCAAAGCCACCAAGUGCACCACUACGUGUGUGGACCCAUGCUGUGAGGAGGUGAGCAAAUGCACCACCAAGUGUGUGGAUCCAUGCUGUAGAGAAGUGACCAAAUGUGUCUCCACAUGCAUGGACCCUUGCUGUAGCAAACUGACCAAGUGUGCCACCAUAUUUGUGGAUCCGUGCUGUGAGGAAGUCACCAAAUGUACCACCACAUGCGUGGAUCCAUGCUGUGAGGAAAUCAGCAAGUGCACCACCAGAUGCGUGGAUCCAUGCUGUGGAGCUGUGACCAAGUGCGUAACCAAGUGUGUGGACCCAUGCUGUAGCAAAGUGACCAAGUGUUCUACCACAUGUGUGGAUCCAUGCUGUGAGGAAGUCACCAAAUGUACCACCACGUGUGUGGAUCCAUGCUGUGUAGCUGUGACCAAAUGCACCACCAAAUGUGUGGAUCCAUGCUGUGGCAAAGCCACCAAGUGCACCACUACGUGUGCCGAUCCAUGCUGCGGGGAGGUGACUGAACACACCAACAAGUGUGUGGACCCCUGCUACAGGGGUGUUCAGGCUGCUACCAAGUGUGUGGAUUCCUGCGGCACAGCCAGCGUGACGCAGGCCACCUCCCAGUGUGUGGAUGCAUGCACCCCUGCCUGUGCCCAUGUCUAUGCCAUCAGCUGUGCAGAUGUCUGCCGUCGUAAAUGCAUGGCUCCUUGA